Molecule: messenger RNA, 634 nt
Organism: Mycena citricolor
Lineage: Eukaryota; Fungi; Basidiomycota; Agaricomycetes; Agaricales; Mycenaceae
Source: the annotation of a GenBank genome assembly
UCCAGGCUCCCACUCAAACGGUACCUACCCCCCACUACCUCUCUUCCCCACCCAGAAAACCAUGUUCAAGCUCGCCUCUGCGUUCGUUCUCGCUGCCUUCGCCGCUGCCGGUGUGAUGGCUGAGCAACACACGGUUCACUUUUCCAACAACUGCGGGUUCGGCACUCCCACGCUCAUCCAAGGCCCCAACGUUCUCUCGACCGGAGGCGACUUCACCAGCAACGGCCCGCUCAUCAGCGCCAUUGCCUACCUCCAAACGGGCAGCUGUGGCUUCAACGGAGAGGGCUGCACGCUCGUCGAAUUGACGCUGACCAACGGCUUCUCCAGCGCCGAUAUCUCGCUGAUCCCCCCACAUGCGUUCUCUGUCACCUCGGGCUUCGGCUACUUCAACGGAUGCACCAACCCGAGCUGCCCCACGGCGUUCUUCAACCCCGACGAGACGUUCAAGCAGGUCGGAUGCCCCGCUGCGAACUGCAACCUCGCCAUCACCUUCUGCGAGUGAGCGGCGCAAAUCGCGCGAUCCAGUGUACAAUAUACAACAAAUUAGCACUGCUAUAUGAAUUGAAUUACCUACUUGUGAACCCAUUUCUUGUGAACGUCCGAGCGUCCCAGAUUUUUGAUUUUCAGGCUGUGU